AAAGAGAGAAAUUAAAGGAAAAAAAGGGAGAGAGAAAGCAUCUGUGGCUACUUUCUGAGAGAGAGGGAAAAAAAAAAAGAGAGUAAAGAGCAAAGCAACAAAGUUGCAGAGUGAGUGAUUGUGUAUCUGUGCUUCCUUUUCUUUCUUUCUUCUUGGUAAGAGAAGAGAGAGAGAGGCGGUGUUUGAUUUGACCAAUCCAUACCCAUUCCCAUGGAUCAGUAUGAGAAAGUGGAAAAAAUUGGUGAAGGAACCUACGGAGUGGUCUACAAAGCUCGUGAUCGUGUCACCAAUGAGACCAUUGCUUUGAAGAAGAUCCGUUUGGAGCAGGAAGACGAGGGCGUACCCAGCACUGCUAUCCGAGAAAUUUCUCUCUUGAAAGAGAUGCAGCAUGGUAACAUUGUCAGACUGCAGGAUGUGGUGCACAGUGAGAAGCGCCUUUACUUGGUUUUUGAGUAUCUAGACUUGGAUUUGAAGAAGCACAUGGAUUCUUCUCCUGAAUUUGCUAAUGAUCCACGCCUAGUUAAAACAUUUCUUUAUCAAAUUCUCCGUGGCAUUGCUUACUGCCAUUCUCAUAGAGUUCUGCAUCGAGAUUUGAAACCUCAGAAUUUGCUUAUUGAUCGCCGUACCAACGCGCUGAAGCUUGCAGAUUUUGGACUGGCUAGAGCAUUUGGUAUACCUGUUAGGACAUUUACACAUGAGGUUGUUACCCUGUGGUAUAGAGCCCCUGAAAUUCUGCUUGGAUCUCGCCAUUACUCGACUCCAGUUGAUGUGUGGUCAGUGGGAUGUAUAUUUGCUGAGAUGGUGAACCAGAAGCCAUUGUUCCCAGGGGAUUCGGAGAUUGAUGAACUAUUCAAAAUUUUCAGAAUCUUGGGUACUCCAAAUGAGGACACCUGGCCUGGAGUUACUUCUUUGCCCGACUUCAAGAGUGCAUUCCCUAAGUGGCCUUCUAAGGAUUUGGCAACUGUAGUUCCAACUCUUGAAAAAGCUGGUGUGGAUCUUCUCUCUAAAAUGCUUUUCUUGGAUCCCACUAAAAGAAUUACCGCCAGGAGUGCUUUGGAGCAUGAAUACUUCAAGGAUAUUGGUUUUGUACCUUAAAUGCCAUUUCUCAUCUUCUUUUUCAAGACAUUUCUGUCUGUAUCGAUGUGCAGCACUCAAUGGGCUCUGAUUUUGUCCCAAACAAGCGUGGUUUCAUUACUUUCUUCUUGGCAUUGAACUGAUUAAAGUACCCCUUUUUUUUUUUUUUGGUUUGCAAGCUUGCUUGUAAGUUGUAACAGACUUCACAGUCUUUGCGUUGCCUAGCAUCAUCUAUUUGAUUUCAGUUUGCUCU
Populus trichocarpa (black cottonwood) is the source of this 1327-nucleotide messenger RNA. Its product is annotated as cell division control protein 2 homolog A. The record is from RefSeq and is a predicted model, not a curated record. Lineage: Eukaryota; Viridiplantae; Streptophyta; Magnoliopsida; Malpighiales; Salicaceae. Bases 211 to 1095 code for a protein of 294 amino acids. Gene Ontology annotation, biological process: signal transduction; regulation of meiotic cell cycle; protein phosphorylation. Gene Ontology annotation, molecular function: cyclin-dependent protein serine/threonine kinase activity; cyclin binding; ATP binding. The transcript is spliced from 9 exons. Gene Ontology annotation, cellular component: cytoplasm; nucleus; cyclin-dependent protein kinase holoenzyme complex.